UCCGUGGUUCUAUGCGGCAUCAGUUGGUUUAGAUUUCGGGUUUCGUCAUGUUCAAGUUGCUGCUUUGCUGUCUGCUCCUAACCGCCGGAGGCGGAUGGGCCUUUAAUCAUGGCCAGGAUUUAGUGGAUUUCCAAACUUACGAGGAAAAUUUCAACAAGACGUACGCAUCAACUUCAGCUCGCAACUUUGCCAACUACUACUUCAUCUACAACCGCAACCAGGUGGCCCAGCACAAUGCCCAGGCGGAUCGGAAUCGCACCACUUUUCGCGAGGCGGUGAAUCAGUUCUCGGACAUCCGGCUGAUCCAGUUUGCAGCCCUCCUGCCCAAGGCCGUGUCCACGGUGGUCUCGGCGGCCAGUGAUCCACCCACCACCCAGACGGCAGCCGCCACCUACGACAUCAUCACGGACUUCGGACUGACCGUAACGGUGGAGGAUCAGGGCGUCAACUGCAGCAGCAGUUGGGCCUAUGCCACCGCCAAGGCAGUGGAGAUUAUGAAUGCCGUGCAGACCGCCAACCCGCUGCCUUCUUCGUUGUCCGCCCAGCAAUUGCUCGAUUGUGCGGGAAUGGGCUCCGGAUGCAGCACUCAGACGCCCCAGGCUGCCCUCAACUACCUCACCCAGCUGACAGAUGCGUAUCUGUAUCCGGAAGUGGACUAUCCGAAUAACAAUACCUUGAAAACUCCAGGAAUGUGCCAGCCUCCUUCUUCCGUGUCUGUGGGCGUGAAAUUGGCCAGCUAUUCGGCUGUGGCUGACAACGAUGAUGCCGCCAUAAUGCGUUAUGUAUCCAAUGGUUUCCCCGUCAUAGUGGAGUACAAUCCGGCAACCUUUGGCUUUAUGCAAUACUCCAGUGGGGUUUACGUUCAGGAGACAAGGGCCCUGACCAACCCGAAGAGCUCACAGUUCCUGGUAGUUGUGGGCUACGAUCACGACGUGGACACCAAUCUGGACUACUGGCGGUGCCUGAACUCCUUCGGAGAAACGUGGGGAGAGGAGGGUUAUAUCAGAAUCGUGCGCAGGUCCAACCAGCCCAUUGCCAAGAACGCCGUCUUCCCCAGUGCGCUGGCCUAACGAGAACGCUACCCCUUAAAAUAUUUCAAAUAAAUAAACUCUAUUUUAUGUUAAAA
Messenger RNA from Drosophila takahashii, 1126 nucleotides. RefSeq lists its product as uncharacterized. Gene Ontology annotation, cellular component: lysosome. Gene Ontology annotation, biological process: positive regulation of apoptotic signaling pathway; immune response; positive regulation of peptidase activity. NCBI's taxonomy places the organism in Eukaryota, Metazoa, Arthropoda, Insecta, Diptera, Drosophilidae. The record is from RefSeq and is a predicted model, not a curated record. Gene Ontology annotation, molecular function: cysteine-type peptidase activity; cysteine-type endopeptidase activator activity involved in apoptotic process.